Messenger RNA from Symbiodinium sp. CCMP2592, 774 nucleotides. The record is from the annotation of a GenBank genome assembly. Lineage: Eukaryota; Dinophyceae; Suessiales; Symbiodiniaceae.
AUGUGCCCGGCGCUUAGCCCCGAGGUCCCAUGGCCACAGUGGUCGGCGGUGGUGGAGCGAAUGCGAAGCGUCUCGGACAUCUCCUCUAUCGGGAUUUCGGACUACGUCGUGCAGAAGGAUACCUGGCAACAUGUAAAGGCCUUGGUCAUUGACGAGGUGGACACGCUUGUUGGGGAGGACUCGCCGAACCCGAUGUUCGACCUGAAAGCGGAGUUGCCGGCGGACCUUCAGUGGGUCUUCGUGACUGCCACGGUGUCGGAGGCGGCGAAGAAGGAGAUCCGGAUGCUGAAGGGCCAGCUGCAGGGGGAAGCCAACGACCUCGGAGUGAGGAAAGACGGUCAAAUCGUGUGGACCCGAGGCCCCGGCCUGCAUCGCGUGCCGCAGAACUGUGAGCAUGUGCUUGUCGACUGCACGCCAAAGAGCCUCUACAACCUUCCGAACUCUGCGCGGCUGGAUGCUGUGAUGAAGGCCAAGAUCGGCGCGCUGGCCUGGCACCUCGAGAAAGGGGUACUGUGCGAGGAGAGCGACAACCGUGUCAUGAUCUUCUGCAACACCAUCAGCAACUGCUCCAGAGUCUACGAAGCGCUGGACGAACGCAACCCUGACGACGAGCGUAGCGGGGGCAAGCAGUGGAAGUUGCUGGUCCUCCACGGGCUUCGGGACAAGAAGGAGUACCAGCGGAACAUGGAUCUUUUCAGCACAGAGAAGGUCCCUGCGGCUGACUUCUUCAAGCGUCGAAUCCUUAUCUGCACGGCCUGGCGCCCGGCCGGGUGA